Symbiodinium sp. CCMP2592 is the source of this 7716-nucleotide messenger RNA. Lineage: Eukaryota; Dinophyceae; Suessiales; Symbiodiniaceae. The record is from the annotation of a GenBank genome assembly.
AUGGCACGACCGGUGAACAGGCACACCGAGGUCUUUGACGGCCAGGCUUGGCUUGAGAAGAAGCUCGCAACCGGUGGCGCAGUGGGUUGGGACAUGGAGUGGACUCCAGACACCGGGGGCCGUGAGGAGAAUCCCGUCGCUUUGAUGCAGUUCGCAGAUGCGCACACCGCCCUACUCCUACGCACGCACCGCAGUGGCAACUGGUUGCCCAAGUCCGUGCGGGAUCUGCUUCUGUCGAAGAGCUGCCAGAAGGUGACCCUCGGAUACGAUGGCUCGGACCGCCGCAAAGUCCAGACUUCCUUCGGCCUCGAGCCGGAAGGUGUGGUGGACCUUCAGGCCAUGGCCGAAGAUCGGGGCUUCCAACGCAGCAUUGGCUUGAAGAAGUUGGGCCGGGCCUUCGGCCUGAAGAUGUACAAGGAUCCGACCCUUUCUAUUUCCUUCUGGGAGGCCUCCAGCCUUUCAGAGGAUCAGGUGAGGUACGCGGCGGAUGAUGCCUUCUUCACCUACAGCUUGUACGAUCGCCUGCUCAUGUUCCAGGGUUCCGGCACCCUCGGCGCGGAAACGGAGGACGAGAGUUUCGAAGGCCCGGAAGAUCCGGAUGACGAAGCUUCGCUGCUGUUCCAAAAGUUGAAGAAGAGCCAAAAGAACCGCGAAAUGAAGAAGAGGGAGCUGUUUGACCUUGAGGACGAGAUGGCCAAGGAUGUCUUGCACGAGGCCUUCUUGUCUGUUUUGUUAUCAGCCGUAGUUCGCUCCGUAAUGGAUAUCGUGCCGUUCGCAGCGGCCACGGGCAACAACGUGGACGGUGGUAUUGGUGGUAGACAGGAGCAUGAAGCCAACCAGUACUUCUUGCAUUUGUUGCAGGAGAACACUCAGGUGAAUGUGUUCUUGAAUGACCACCGCAUUCAAAGUGCCUUGGAGCAUCGCGCGGAACAGAGACACCGCUUCGCAUUGGACAACGUGUGCGCCGAAGCCAAUGCAUACAUUGCACACCUAGAGGCAACUGCGGAUGCGAAUCAUCGUCAACAGCUAGCAUUUGUGAGCCAAUCAACACACUUGUUGGUGGGGCAACUACACAACGAAGUUCGAGUGCUAGAGACAAUCGCCCGAGCAGAACGACAAUCAGCCAACGAGCUGCAGGCACAGCUGGCACGCGCACAAAGGGAAAGUCAUGAUGAAAGGUCUAUGGCUUUGCAGCUUGAUGCACAUCGAUCCGAGCUGGAAGCAGCAGCACGCACGCUCACUGCGGAAAACAGACAGCAUGAACGCCGUUUCGCGGAAUUGCGCUCAAGCAUCGAAGAAAACCACAGUGAGAUGAUUGCCUUUUUAGGGUCUGAGUUUGAGGAAAAGCUUCAAUGGGAAGAGAACGAGUUUUACCAUAGGCUAACCUCUGAGGUACAGCAGUACGAUAGCUUGGUUGACGACCUGCAGGAUCGGAAUGCGGAGCUUAUAGCUGAGGUCGACUCACUCAGGACUGUCUUGUCGACAGCGGAGAGUAGCCCACCGCAAGGUGGUGCCGUGCCGGUGAAAGUCGAUCCCAGUGAGAGCUCCAAGCUUCAACCAAGCCCACCGCAAGGUGGUGCCGCAGCGACAAGCCCUGCUACGCUUUCCAGCGUGGGAAGUGCCCACGAGGUGAUAAGCGGAGGUAAAGGCGGUAAAGGUGGGGAUAAGAAGGACACUUCCAAGAUUCCUUGCAUCUUCUACCCCAAAGGCACCUGCAAGAACGGUAAGAAUUGCCCAUUCAUGCACAAGGAUGCCGCACCCUCUGUCCCGGCCAAAGGCGAUAAGGCUGGCAAGGACGGGAAGAGAUCGCCCUCCGGCAAGCGCAGGCGACCCAGUAAGAAGAGGCCAAAGAGUGAGGAUAAGCCAGCGGCAUGCUGUUUCUCCCUCACAGCCACCCUCACGGGUGAGCCAUCGACUGAUGCUGGGAAAGUCUACGCAGUAGCAGCCCGCAAGGGCCCUGCCGAAAGCCCCGAACCAGAAAGGUACAAGUCUGCGGAACAAUGCCCACCAUCAAUUCCAGAGGACACCGAAGAAGCUUUGCAGAAUGCCCGACCAUUGAUGGCAUGCUUAGCGGCAAAGUCCUCAGAGUCUGACGGCAGCAAGGAGAGCACGAACAUGAACCUGAAGGUCCAGCUGGCGCGGCAGGAGAUCCCAUCGAAAGGUUGGACGGUCAUCAACGGCAGCCCCGCUGCUAAGGUGGCUCAUUUCCCAAAGACUUUUCGAACACCGGACGACGUGUGGUCUUUGUUGGAGGAUUCGGUCAACAUUGAUGAAUUAGACGGAAUCUAUGGGGAAGUACCUGAAGGGACCAUUGCGACUAUCACAUUGUUUGCUUUGCCUGAAGGGGAAGUUGAGGCGCAAGCCGACAGCGAUGUCGAGCCAUACACUAUGCCAAAGUCUAAGAAGGACGAAGCUUCCUUGAGGGCUGAGGCGGAAGGGGGGGGAUACGAUGAAGCCACAAUUCAGGAACAGCUUAGUGAAGACCUGGAUGAAAUGUUCCCAGAGCUAUUUGGUCCUGAUCGUGACAAAGAUCCUCCGCCGAAGGACGCGAAAGAAGCCACCCGCAAGGGUGAGUCAAAGCCUGAUUCCCGUGCAGCAUUGCUUGAUGAUGUUCCGUUCUCUGUGAAGCAGAAGCUGAAGUCCAGCGCAGCAGUAGCAGCGCAAGAACCACCGUAUGGUUAUGCGUGGAGUGGGGAAUGUUUGGUCAAAAAGAACAACAAGAACCGCCCCAACGCUAUCGAUCAUACUGCAUGGAAGACUAUGUCGAAAAGACAAAGAGCAACAGCGAUUGCAGAGCAUGAGAAGAAGCUACAUGAGGAGAAUGAGGCACUGUGCCGUGAAGCUGUAAAGGGUGAGUCGGAGGAAGUUGUUGUUGACAGUUGCAAUCAAAUGCGCGAUCGCUGUCUUCAGGAUUGGUGGGACGGCGAAACCUACUUCGACCUCGCAGGCCGGGAACAGUCUGAUUUCGAGCUGGCAGUUGCAGCUGCCCGCAAGGGCAAGCCGGUUCGUAACAAGUCUGAGGCUAAAAAGGAGGCGAAGCAGAGCAAGUUCGUUACCUUGUCGCAAGACAUGAAACUACUGAAUGUUGGUACAGCCGAACAAGUGGCGGAUGUGUUCACGAAGCCUUUCACUGAAAAGAACAAGUGGACGCAUGCCUUGAAGCUUAUUGGACAUACAACCAGCGCGAACAUAGCCGGGUGCAAACCCGAGUCGAAGGUUGAGGUCGACAACAAGGUUUCGGUAGCAGCAGCUCCGGAUGCAGCAAAGAUCGUCGAGGACUUCGCUAAACAAUCGUUCGAGGCUAACGAUUACAGCUUCAAGACCUUCGAGAAGCUAGCUGGGCUCAUACGUACCAAUCUCAAGGCAUCAUUGGCAAAACCGCGAUCAUUUAUGGCUUCUGAGAAGAUAUCCAAAUACUUGGUAUUCGGCGCUUGGGUCCAUGGUGGGUGCUUUGGUAUUACCAAUCGCACAAAACAUUAUCCAUGGAUUUGCAGGUAUGUGAAUGAAUUUGUUAAGCGAUCAUCUCCGAAAGGGUUUACAUGGACUUCGUUCGUGUUCAACUUCAAUGGCAAGGCCCGCAUCCACACGGAUAAGUACAAUCAGAAAGAAUCGUACAACCUGACGUUCUCCUUCGGUAACUAUACAGGGGGGACACUGUGGAUUGAGGGCGCGAGCCAGUUGGGACCACCGGGAAUAUACACAGAUGAUCAUGGCAAAGACCACAAAGGCUACAACUGCAAUACGUACCGCAAGCCUACUCUGUUGCAUCCUUCAACAAAACAUGGUGUACAACCCUACACUGGCGAACGACAUUCCUUCAUCGCCUACUCGUCAGGGGGGUACCAGAAGUUCAACAAAAAGCAAAAGCAAUUCCUACAUCAAUCACAGUUCCUCUUGCCUACGGCUCAGUUGAAGCUCCCAGCUCAGAAGGCAAUGGUUUGUUUGAGGUGUGUUGGUUCCCCUCUCGAUGAGGGGGGUAGGCUUAACAAACCGUGUUCUCGUUUCGAAAAUGAUUCGUUUGCACGCACAUCGCUCGAGUGCACAAACACACAACAAGCUGCAAGCCUUGACCAUGAAAUCUUGGCUUCCUUUAUGUGCACGCCUGCCAUUGCAACUUCAGCUGGCUCUGAUCUUCCUGACUUGCCCGAAGCGACUUCUACGAUCCCCAGGAUGGCAGCCAUCGUUGUGAGCGACGAGUUCUGCAGGGUCAACACCUCCGAAGCAGACAGGGCUGGAGUAACCAAGGCCAUGAAAACCCUUCUCCAAUCCGCCGCCCUCAACAACGAUAUCAUUUCGCUAGGCGCCGAUCACGAGAGCCAGCUCCUGGAGUCGGCAUACAGCUGCGUAUCCACACAAUGCGCGGCUGGGGUGUCAUUGACCCAUGCCGACGCGACCUGUGUGGCGCUGCGCCAGAUGGCUGACCUCAGCGACGAGGGACUCGCCAAGUUGAAGCCAACCGCAAGGUUGAGCCCCAAGGCCAAGCGAGCCAUCAUUGUCGUGUCAGACAGCUCCACCGCACUUUGCAAGAAGAACAGACGGGGAGUGUUCGUCAAGGCCGACUUGGAUGCGGAAGUGAACAUCGCAAGCAUGACGCUGGGAUGGGCACAGACUCGCUACACUAUGUGUUGGGGCAAAACCUUGGCGUGGAUUGUCUGGCAGGUCGAGGAACACAUCAAGGAGCUUCGCAUCAACUAUCCGGGCCACACCAUCGACGUACUUUGCUGGUGGUGUGGAAAUGAGAUCUCCGGCCAGUGGGGCUGCAUCCCCACACGGCUUGGACCGGGACUCGCCUACAGAGAUCCCAAUGUCACGACGGAGACCGUCGCCCGGAAGGUGAGAAGGGCCGCAGAUGUUUUAGCCGCCCUCGCGGGCGAGCCGGACAUUGGUUUCGUGAAGGUGAUUGGGCAGGUGGAGGCGGACUUGUUCCAACUCCACUCAGCAUACAACGACUUCAAUGCCGCUAUGUUCGAGGAGUUCAGACAGCGCGGUCUGCAAGUGCAGGCUGCGAGCUACUUGGUCGAAAAGCUGGAAAUGUAUGACAGCUUCCACGCCAGUGAAGAUCCUCGCAACCGCGAGUUAUUCCAGACCUACUUGCAUGCCACUUUCAAUGCAAGCAGGAGCGAGUGGCUUGCCCAGAAAAUGACACCCUGUGUCAGGGCUCUGCUCGCUCGCUAUGAGCACUUCGAGACUGGCUCCGGUGCCAACAACCCGGUGCUCGAGGAUGUCUUCCAGCAGUGGCGUGCGGAGAGGGACCAGCUUAUGAACCCGAAGCAGGCGAAGCCAAUGCCGGUUACCCAGGAGGACAAGAUGUGGGAAGCCCCAGAUGCCGCUGACGCAACCGACGUCACCAAGGUCUCCGAGGGACCACCCAUGGAUAAAGCCAUCCGCAAGGAUGUGCCAAGGAUCGGUGCAACCACUGAUGUGAGUUCUGUUGCGGAGUGCGUCAAUGACAUCGUCACUCAGGACGCAGAUGGUAAGGUAUCCUACAAUACCCCAGGCACGGUGGAGUUGGUUGAUGAGGGAGACCAAGUCGACCCCAUCCCAUCAUCGAUUGGCAGAGUUAUCGAGCCCGCGGCACCCAAGAAGACCAAGAAGUCUGACUGCGAUGAGGACGCCAUGCGAAGGCUCAUGUUCAUCGAUGAAAGCGCCCCGCAAGGGGCUGCCACUGUGCCGGAGCUUCCGAAUGAGUACUUCUACAACGGUGCCAAGCACCUCAUGAAGCCCUUCAAUCCGGAGGACAUUGUAGGAGACAGGCACGUGACUUUCAAACACGGUGACCUGAAGUUCCUCACCAAAUUGCUCCGCGGCCAUGAAUUGGAGAACUUCCCUGCACUGAUCUUUGACCGUGGGUGCUGGACAGACGUUGACACUCUGCUCCAGGUCUUCAACACGGCACGGAACGCACGUUGGGGCCCGCUAUUCCCUGUACGUGUGAGGAUGGCCCAAGGGCAUAACUCCAAGCUUAUCGGCAAUAACCCGGACGCCGACUUCUUCCUCGCGACCAGGUUCUACAGCGGAUUGUCCGAGUUCGACGCUGAUCUGCAAAGCAGCGUCAGGGGGGUCACCGUACUAUCCCGCGAUGACACGCCCUCCAAGCUCUACCAUCGCACGAAUGAGAAGGGCAUGAAGGGCAUCCUCCGCGACGGCAUGAUCGCUGGAUCCGCUAGGUCGGACAGAUCCCACAACUAUCUGUCGCCGUACCGGCUGGACGAUACCAACUACAAAAGUGGUAUGCGAUCCAAUCAGCCAAUUGAGAUGACCAUCGAUACACAGCGAGCAAUCGCCGCAGGAUGUGUGUUCUUCGUCACGGAGACCGAUGGUGUUCUCACUCGCGACAAUGUGCCUCCCGACUGUGUGCUAUCCGCCGUCGACACCAGCAAGAAGAAUAAGAACCUCCCGCUCUAUGUCGCCGAGCCCAAAGAAGCCGCCCGCGAGGGUGAGCCAGAGCGCAUUUUCCGCGCUAAGCGCGACUACGAGGAGGCUGCAACAGCAAGCUCAUCGUCGGCACCGCCUCCAAAGCAGGCGGCUAUCGCUCCCAAAGCGAUCGCUUCCAAGAAGAUGCCGAAGGUGGCUCCCAAGCCCGCCGCCAUCGUCGAAAAGGACGAGGUUAUGGACUUGGAUGAAGCCACCCGCGAGGGUGAGCCUGCUGAUGCUGCUGGAUUCGCUCCCGACGAAACCGAGGUUGAGGUUGAGGUAGAUGAGGGCGAUACGACGGAUGCGGGUGAAGAUGAGCCAUAUCCACUUGGCUCACACCCAUGCCGUGAGUGCGCAGCAGUCGUUGCCAAUGGCAUGCUGUUCUGCCUCCGUUGCAAGGCUCCCCAAACGGAUGACUCAAAGAAGAUCACAAAGCGAGUCUUCGAAAAUUCGAGACUCCGCGAGCGCCUCCUCGCCACCGCAGCAACCGGAGCCCAGAAGCCCAUUGAUGACCUCCUUGCGAGCGAUCUUCGAGGCCUAGGCGACGGACCAAAGAAGCGUGGUCAAAUGAGUGCAGAGGCAGCUGCGAUCCGUGAUGCCAAAGACCGAAAGAUCAGGGCUGCGAAGUUGAACUUUGAUACCGUGUCGGAUCGCUUUGAGAAGGACGCGCAGUUCAACGUGAGGAUGAUGCAAGAGGGCCGCAACUUCGAGGACAUGCAGAAAUUCGACCACCUGUCGAACGAUGUGCUUCCCGAUCCAGGACGCAGCGAGGAGCAGCGCUACUUGCGUGCCGGCUCCCAUUAUGGUGGUGGCAAUGUCCCGCCUGCGAAGUUGGUUUAUUAUGCCCACUGCGAAGUGGAGCCGUUGAGGAACUUGCGAUUCAUCGAUGAUACUGCAGAUGUUCCCAUCGGCUUGACAUACCUCGGCGCAUUCCUCCCUCCGCGACUCUAUGCUGAGGUGGCAGCAGUGAAUGACGCUGCAAAACGGAUCCUGACUUUCGAUGGCGAGGUCUAUGUGUCGGCUACUACAACUGAAGGCAUCACAACUGAGAUCGGCCAAAUUCUUACCGAUAGCCUCCGUAGUGCUCAGAACCAGACAGACCAAACGGAACGUUUGGCAGAGCGCAAUCGCCAGGCUGCAGUCCAGAAUCGCCCAUCCCAAAAGGGACGCGGUCGCACGACAGCACCCGAGCCAAUGUACAGAGGCUAUACUCAGGCCCAGUGGGACGAGUACUAUCGCCAGCGCCGUGGAGGUUACACUCAGGCCGAGUGGGAUGCAUGGAACCGCACCCAUAGGCGCUGA